AUGCGCACGCUUCAGGACGUGCGGCAGCGAACUGCUGAUAGCAUGGCUGUCAGAGCGGUUCGGCAGGCUGAAAAAGUGGAUGGCGCGACGGUCGGCGUUGUCUUCACUCUCUCGCGCUCUGCGGAGGAGCACUUCCUGGUUCUCAUCGCAUCGUCCAUCAGCCGCGUCCUUUUCAGGCAGAACUUCCUCUUUGCCGUAGGAUGUCCGAGCGCGUCCCCGGAAGAGCGCAGCCCGCUCUUGUUCUGCGGUACUACGGAUGAGCUAGUUCGCAGAGCCGGGAUACUCAGCAGCUCGAAGUUCCUGGGACGCAUCAUGGAAGGCUCCUCAGCAGCCCAAGGGCUAUGGGUCGGCUCCGUGCGCAACCUGGGUGCUACAUCCUACGAUGAGUUGGCACUGUGGGACUCUAUUCGCAAGGCCGUUCGCGAUCCGAUGGACCCUCUCGUGCCGCCGCCUGGGUCUCGUAGUGUCCAACAGCUCUUGUCGCAGGCUCGCGCGCGCCUUGAGAGGCUGACGCCGCAGCAAGCGUAUGAAGACCUUCAUAGUGCGCACCGCCCUUGGCCCGUCGUCCUCGUCGACAUCCGCCCGGAGAGACAGCGCGCGCAAGAAGGAGGCAUCAAUGGAUCCAUGAUCAUCGAGCGUGGCCUGCUCGAGUGGCGCCUCGAUCUGCAGUCCCCUCAACGGCUCCCCAUCGCCAACCGUUAUGACCUCCGAAUCAUCAUAUUCGACCACGAAGGCGACUCAUCAUCCUUUGCCGCGAUAUCGCUGCAUGACCUGGGAAUGCUGCAUGCGACGGACAUCAUCGGCGGUUACACUGCGUGGAUAGAGGCUGGUUUACCAAUGGAAAUAUCCCCGCAUUUGUAUGACCGACUAAGCUACAAGGUAUUGAAUAGAUAG
Messenger RNA from Fomitopsis serialis, 894 nucleotides. RefSeq lists its product as uncharacterized. The transcript has 2 exons. Bases 1 to 894 code for a protein of 297 amino acids. NCBI's taxonomy places the organism in Eukaryota, Fungi, Basidiomycota, Agaricomycetes, Polyporales, Fomitopsidaceae. The record is from RefSeq and is a predicted model, not a curated record.